UUCCCUGGCACUUUGGACACUUUGUUGGCUUCUCAAGAACAUAAUCUACCACCCUAGAAAUCAAGAACAUAAUCCUACCACCUAGAAAUCGACGUUUCGAGUGCGCAUUUUUAUUUUUUCAAGGAAAUGUCAGUUGAAAUUUCGAGAAAAAAAAAUAAUGAGACCUCCCCACCCACGUAGGCAUUACAAAUAAUAGGAGCCUGGGUUCAAAUGACCUGUGUUGUCACGGUUGCUUGCGGUGGUGCAAUGCCAUAAUAAUGACAACAACUUGACUGACGAUUAAAAAAUCAAAUCUUUCAUUCAUUGUGUCGAAAGAAAUCUAUAUUCUAUUGCCGAUAAAUCAAGAACAUAUUCAAGAAACUUUUGGCUACAGUUGGCUCGUCAAGUAUGGCUGUUUGCAUGGAUAAUGAGCUUGAAAACGCUAUAACCGAGCAGCUAAACGAAGUUGAGUUACUGCAGUCGAUUUACCAUGAUGGUUUUCACUUGAUUCGUGAGUACGAUGAAAAUAACAGAAUUGAAUUCAACUUGAUGCUGAGCGUUCGCCAUCCACACGAGAAAGUUACGGUCGAGGCUGUCAUCCCAUUAGAAGUGGAAGAAACAGUUCAGCAAUCUUCCAAUGGCGAAAAAAAGCUGGAUUACGAGGAAUCUUUAGUUGAAAAAGAAGAUAAAGGAACUGCUGAUAAAGAUAUCUUGAACAACUCAGAUCUAAAUGAUGCUGAAGGUCCUAAUGAUGACCCCAGCCCUGGUCACCAACACAAGAAACCAGGAUUGUCUAGAAUGCUUUCUACAAAACAUUUACACAUCAAGUCAGAUGUCAGUGAGCUUACACCUAUCAAUCUCUGGUGCAGACUACCCCCUCUCUACCCCUCUCAGAUUCCUCCACAAUUCAUUCUGUCUUGUGAUUGGUUAAGCACUUCUCAGAUUGACAAACUGACACAAGAACUUGAUGGGCUUUGGCAGGAUAAUUGUCAUGAUCCAAUCAUAUUCACGUGGGCAGACUGGCUGCAGAGCUCAUCCUGGGAUUUCUUACAGCUACCCUCUCAUCUUGUCCUCAGAGAAGGCUUCAAAGAGUGUUUAUUCAAUGAUGGUGUUACGGAUGUUGCCUUGGAAAUGGCCUUGUUGAGUAUAUUUGAACAUGACUUAGAGGUUAAGCGGAAUGAGUUUUACAAGAGUGUUCACACAUGUGAGAUUUGCUUUGAAGAAAAAGAGGGGAGAGCUUUCUGCUUUCUUGACGAAUGUCAUCACUUCUGCUGUGUGGAAUGUCUGCAGCAGCACAGUGAGAUGCAUAUCAAAUCUGGGUCCGUGAUGCAGCUUUUGUGUCCAAUUAAUGAAUGUGAUGUUGCCAUUCCUCCUCAAAUGUUGAAAGACAUUCUUGAGGAAGAAAUGUACAGAAGAUGGGAACGACUGCUGCUCAACAAAACACUUGAUCUGAUGCCAGAUGUCUUUUACUGUCCAAGAUGCAAUACAGCGGUUGUAGCAGAUGAUGAUUCAGAAUCAUCAAAGCUUGGUCGAUGUACAUUUUGUUUCUUUACAUUCUGCAUUGAAUGCCAAGGCCCAUGGCAUCAUGGGAAAUCUUGUACUGGUGAUGACGAACAAGAAGAGCAAGAUAAGAAAAAAACAAGCAAGAAAAAGCAAAUAAACAAGAGUUCAAAUAAAGUGGAUGUCUUUACAAAAAGGUCUCGCACUUCUAAUGUGGCUUUUAUCACCUUAAUGAGAAGCAGAGGAUCAUACCAAAAGUGCCCAAAGUGUCGCAUGAUUGUGGAAAAAAUUUCUGGAUGCAACUUCAUGACAUGCAGUCAGUGUCGUGGUCAAUUUUGUUGGGUGUGUGGGAAGUCUAUCUCAAGCUAUGGCCACUUUUCUCAGUCAGAAAAGUGUGCCACUUUUGGACAAGCGACACCAUUGCAGGCUCGUCAACCAGAACCAUCAAAAGGUGAACUUCUCAUCCAACAAUAUAAAGAAGAGAAUCCUGGAAAGAAGCUUAUUACAAAACACUGUCCAGUUUGCUCACAGAAAAACAUCAAAAUAGCAAACAAUAAUUCUAUGAAAUGUUGGUCUUGCAAAACAAGGUUCUGUUAUCAGUGUGGCAAGAAAAUUGAAGGUGUUUGCUACAAGCAUUUUACAGCACCAAAUAAAUGCACUCAGCACUCUGAUGAUUGAAAUGUUUAUUGUACAUGUCAAGUAGAUUACAGGAUCACACAAUGGAAUUGAAUUAAGUUCAAUAUUCAUUUAUGACAUUACUAUUUGAUAGCAACACAUCAGUGCAGACAUCAUUUACCCUGUGAAACAAAAAUCUAACAGUUCUGCAGGCAUAUAUGAAUAUUAAUCUGCUCUUACUAUUAGACUUUUAUCUCUAUAUCAUAGGUUUUUUGAUUUGCAAUAUGCACAUUGCAAUAAUGUGCAUAUUGCAGACAGUAAAUGAACUUUAUGGUGCCAGUCAGAAAAGCAAUGGAGCUAUAACUUGCAUCAUAUAUUAUACUAUUAGCUUUACUGGCUUCUCACACUCUGAUGGAAUUAAUCACGUAAUUACAUUAAUAGACCAGUGAUAGAAGUGCAGUAAUAUGAUUGAAAAAGCAUGGUCAUUUAUAAUUUGGGUUAAUAAUGUGUAAUAACAGAAGCAAAUUUUUAUGAACAGAAUAAUUUUCACCAUGAACAUUUUGCUAUAAUAAUUUGUAUAUAUUUUUUAUUUGCUCUGGCCAAAAUAAACAUUAAUACAAUGUAUCUGAUCUAGUCUCAAAGGCUAUGGUCAAUAUGCCUAUAUUAUACUUGAAAAACCAAAAUAAUUUCAUCAGAAUUUAUCAGUCGAAGCUUCAGAAAGUUUCCUUCAUUUAUUCAUUCAGUUGCAACAGUCUCCUUCAAGGUUCCUGUAUACCAUCUUGAAAAGUAUGGAACUUGCAAUGGUAGAAACCCAAUUUUACACCUACACACAUUAAUUAACAUGUAUCAUUGCAUGCUCAACCAUGAACAAGGCUUUUGGUUGAACCUUGUACAUUAAGAUGCAAUUUAAUCAAAAAAUUGAAUAUCACUACAAUCAUGUUAAGUGCAUUUGACCCUAGCCUUUCAUUUUACUAAGAAACUAUAAGUAUGGAAAAUCAAGAUCUUAUAUAAGAAAUAUCAAAAAUAAUCAAUUUUUAUCAUAUUUAUAACCUUACUGUAACAAAAUGAAUGAAAGAUAAUGUACAUGAAAAUACUGUACAGUUAUUUAGUUUUGUUAUUCUAAGCAUUACUGUAAUCAUUACUAUUCAAAUUAUAAUAUUUAAAUAUAAUCACACAAAACAUUACAAAUUUUAAUUAAAAGAUAAAUUACAAAAUCAACAUUCAUAAAGAAUGUAAAAUUGAUAUCACCCUAUUCCAGGUAAUUUGGAUUGAAUACAAUAUGUGUUUUUGUUAUGAAUGCCCCAGAUAUGGUUUGUAGUAGCUGUUUUGUAGUAGUAGUUAAGAUGAUGAAUCAAUAUCAUAAAAAAACAUAUGAAUAGUGUUUGUCACACACACAAAAUAAUCACUAACUAUGUAUUAAAUAUAAUAGCAAUAUUUUUUUUUCAAAAAAUCAAUAUGUCAGUCAUUUAUAUCAGAAUUAUUCUCAUUACAUAGUUUAUUUUAUAAAAUAGAGCGGAUUUCGUAUGAGUGGGAAACGGACAGUACUGUACUGUGUCCGUAAUCGUACUGUAACCAAAUUCUAGUGCCCCAUUGUUUCACCAAAAUUCUGCAGGCCAGGUGCGGUAACUGUGUGGUAACCGUGCGGUAACGGUGUCCCACUCAUACGAAAUCCGCUCUAUAAUUUAUAGCUUUAUAGUUGACUUAUACAUAUUUUACUAAUACAGUUCUUUCCUGGACUUUCUGCCAUAUUGAAAGGUAUAAAAUUAUAAGCCAUGACUCAUCUGUGCAAAAAGAUGCAAGGUCUACUGGGUUAAUGUUCUCAGUAAAAAAAAUGAGACUGAUGUUCUA
Molecule: messenger RNA, 3942 nt
Organism: Exaiptasia diaphana
Lineage: Eukaryota; Metazoa; Cnidaria; Anthozoa; Actiniaria; Aiptasiidae
Product: E3 ubiquitin-protein ligase RNF14
Exons: 2
Coding region: 388-2157 (589 amino acids)
Biological process (GO): ubiquitin-dependent protein catabolic process; positive regulation of proteasomal ubiquitin-dependent protein catabolic process; protein polyubiquitination
Cellular component (GO): ubiquitin ligase complex; cytoplasm
Molecular function (GO): zinc ion binding; ubiquitin protein ligase activity; ubiquitin conjugating enzyme binding
Source: RefSeq, a predicted model, not a curated record